This is a messenger RNA of Medioppia subpectinata, 508 nucleotides long. The record is from the annotation of a GenBank genome assembly. NCBI's taxonomy places the organism in Eukaryota, Metazoa, Arthropoda, Arachnida, Sarcoptiformes, Oppiidae.
AAUAUGUUGCGCGACAUGUGAUCAGUCUAUGUAUAAUACACGGCAGAGAAGCCUAAAGACAGCAUUGAAUGCAUUGAUUACGACAUCUAUUAAAGUAUAGACCCUUUUGCCACACGUUUUGAUGAAAAUGUGUUUUUAUUGAAAACUCGAUUUAAAUGACAUGUGAUUUGAAUUGAAUUACAAUAAUAUGGAUAACAAUACCCGCCAUAAGAAGAGCGCACAUCUGGUCUGCGAUUCCGGGCCUUUCAUUGUCGGCACUCAAAUAGAGGAUUUGGCCGAAAACGUGUAUACAUUGCCUGAAGUGGUGAAUGAGAUUAAGGAUGAAAACACACGACAAAGACUUCAAUUCAUUUCAUAUGAACUCAAAUACAGAGAGCCGUCCGAAGAGGACGUUAAGGCUGUCAUCAGUUUUGCCAAAAAGACUGGCGAUUACUGCCAAUUGUCCGCAACUGAUAUCAAAGUGAUUGCUCUGACAUUAAGACUCGAGAAAGAGAUCAAUGGAGACAAA